CUUGACCAUCUAAACUACUCAGCCAUUGCCAAAAUAAUCCAAGUUGAUGCUGCUGAAGGUAUGCCUGUUGAUCUAUCCUCUGUAUCAUUCAAGUACCAAUCAUGUAUUUUUGAAAAGCAGACCAAAACACCAGUACUGAAGAAACAGAAAGAGAGUCACAGAGCAACUAGAAAGCUGGAGAUUGUAUAG
Guyanagaster necrorhizus is the source of this 189-nucleotide messenger RNA. RefSeq lists its product as uncharacterized. Lineage: Eukaryota; Fungi; Basidiomycota; Agaricomycetes; Agaricales; Physalacriaceae. The record is from RefSeq and is a predicted model, not a curated record. The transcript has a single exon. The annotation marks the transcript as partial.